UUUCCGACCGUUACUUGGUCGAGUCGAGAUCGCAGCUGUUCAGCUAAAACAAGGCCUCCAACCAUGCGUUCCCCGCGAAACAUCCACACGUUCUACAACCCCCAAACCAAAACCUGGAGCGGUUCCAAAACACCUCCCCUGUACAACCCGCACCAAUCGCUGGGCGAGCUAAUCCUAGCAAUCCUGAAAAAGAACCCAACGAAAGUAACACAAAUUAGUGCCGACUGUGGAACUGAAGUGACCUGCCUGGAAAUGCGUCUGCGGACGAUCCGCGUAGCACAGCACUUAACCGCCAUGGGUUACGCCCAGCAAGAUGUUUUUGCGAUGGCUGUCCGAAAUGGAAAUCUGGUUGCUCCGACCAUUUUUGCCUGCUUUGCCCUCGGUAUCCCGGUGAACACUCUGGACGGUACGUUUAAACGUGAUGAGUUUAGCUUUAUGCUGGAAACGGUUAAACCAAAGCUUGUUUUCUGCGACCGGGAGACGCUCGAUGAAAUGCUGGGAGCUAUCAAAAUGGCCGCCAUUGAUGCGGUGGUAAUAAUUUUCGGCGAGAAAGUAGAUGGUUUUCUACACAUUGAAGAACUUAUUAAACCGACAGGAAAAGAACAUGAAUUUGUCCCCGUCCACUUCGAGGACGCCUCAUCAAAACUAGCCAUUAUCGUAUGCUCCUCGGGAACGACCGGUCGUUCCAAGGGGGUCUGCUUCUCCCACUCGAUGUGCAUCGCCAGCAUUGUCGGUAUGCUUGACUGCAACUCUACGGACAUAUUGCUCGGAUUCAGCUCACUGUAUUGGUUAUCGGGACUAGCCUUCCUGCUGCUGGGUACCGUUAGCGGAGCUACGCGCAUCAUCACUCGACACCCGUUCGAACCUACGCUGGCUCUGGACAUAAUCGAACGAUUCCGCGUCACCUUAGCCUUCUUUCCGCCGGCGAACGCAACCGCGUUGAUUAAGCAUCCACGUACGGCGGGAACGGAUUUUUCCAGUAUGCGAUUAUGGUUUUCUGGUGGCGGUAUGGUGUCUGGUUCGUUGAAAAAUUCAUUCGAGAAGCUUACGCCAGCUGCCACGUUCCAUGUCGGGUACGGGUUAUCCGAAGCUGGAGGGAUUGUUUCUUUGUCCGAUUAUGAUAGCUACAAGGAGGGGUGUACCGGAUAUCUGAAAGGCACUUGCCAGGCGAGAGUGAUCGAUGACGCAGGAAAUACGCUGGAUAUUGGUCAGGAAGGGGAGAUUCUUGUCAAACUGGAUUACAUGUUUCUGGGAUACUACGGAAACAGUGAAGCUACGUCGGAAAUGUUGGACGGCGAUGGAUGGUUGCAUACGGGAGACAUUGGACGAUUUGACGAGGACGGACUUUUGUUUAUAGUGGAUCGAAAAAAGGACAUCAUCAAGUACAAUAACUAUCAGAUCUCGCCAAGCGAAAUCGAAAGGGUGAUACUACAAGUGCCGGGAGUAGCGAAUGUUUGUGUAGUGGGUAUUCCGGUUCCAGGUAAUGACCUACCGGCGGCGUUGGUCACCAGUACUGUUGGAGUGAAGAUCACUAAAGACGAUAUUAUGAAAAUAGUGGAGAGCGAUCUGAGCAAUUAUAAACAUCUGCGAGGAGGCGUGUACAUAGUCGAUACACUGCCGAUGACGCCUUCGGGAAAAGUAGUGCGAAGAAAGUGCCGUGACAUCGCUGUCGAGUUGUACAAUAAUUGCAGUAAAGUGAAGUGAUUUUUAUCAAACACAAGUUUGACUCUAGUAUCAAAAAUAUCUUCUUAGAAUUAAAUUAAGAAUGGGAAAUAAUUCCUAAUUCCUG
This is a messenger RNA of Topomyia yanbarensis, 1789 nucleotides long. Its product is annotated as probable 4-coumarate--CoA ligase 1. Gene Ontology annotation, biological process: fatty-acyl-CoA biosynthetic process; long-chain fatty acid metabolic process. The transcript has 3 exons. The record is from RefSeq and is a predicted model, not a curated record. NCBI's taxonomy places the organism in Eukaryota, Metazoa, Arthropoda, Insecta, Diptera, Culicidae. Gene Ontology annotation, molecular function: long-chain fatty acid-CoA ligase activity. The coding region runs from base 64 to 1704 and encodes 546 amino acids.